GGCAUCACCAACCACCAACCCGAAGUUAGCAUCAGGGACCUGGGAUGUUGCAUCAAUUGUGCUGCAACGAACAGCUGUGGGACCCUGGGUCAAGUCGGCAAAGCGCAUGAGGACGGGGGCAUGAGAUGCCCAAGUGUGCGGAAGCCGUACCAUGCAGACGACUGUCCAGGAUUGCCCAUGAUACUGGAUGUGCACAAGGCCAUGGAAGAUCCAAGCAGUGUGGGCUACUCCUUCAAGACCGAGGGCUGGGAGAAAGCCUUCGAGAAUCGCUGGAUACACUCUUUCAAUGGUUUCGUGGGUGCUGAUACACUGGAUCAGCAGUUUAUACAGAAGUACUCAAAGUUGCCUUUCAACGUGAACAAGCCUGUGGACAAGAUGAUCAAGGUCUUCAUGGGCGAGUACGGUGAUCCAAACCUGGCAAGAAAACCAGAAGAACUCAAAGUCGACUUAGAGAAGGCACGUAAGUUGGUCGAGGACAAGACGAAUGCCUUCGUUGGCUUCAACUUCUUCCAGUACCAGGUCGCCUACUGGAAGCCGUGCGAGGACAGCGCAGGUUGGGAUCGUUGGGAAGGGGAGGCUUGGGACAAUCCUAUGGGCAAACCUCUUCCACGUGGCUGCAAUGAAAGGCUCUAUGGCACCUUUUCGCUGGGAGACAUACAGGUCAGCAAGACAGGUGGCAUUAACUACGAUAACCGGAACGUGUACCCCAUCCAGUGCGUCAAGCCCAUCUUCCGAGGCAAGCCCGAGGCUAUCGCUGCUGCCUACGGUGGUUCUGCGCCCAACACGACAACUUGCGAAGCAGGUUGGGAGGCAAAGCCAAAGCAGCGACCCGUCUGA
Molecule: messenger RNA, 837 nt
Organism: Symbiodinium sp. CCMP2456
Lineage: Eukaryota; Dinophyceae; Suessiales; Symbiodiniaceae
Source: the annotation of a GenBank genome assembly